AUGCUUUCUCUCAUCCUGAUCUGCAUCCUCUCUUUAUUAUUUGUGUUCCUCCUGUUCAAAUUGGAUAGGAAAACACAUCUCCCGCCAGGCCCGAAGCCACUUCCCUUGAUUGGAAACAUUCAUCAACUCCCCAGGUCAUCUUUCCUAGCCCUAUUGCAAAAAUGGCACAGAACCUACGGCCCCAUCGUCAGUAUCCAAAUUGGUACUCAAGUGGUGGUGUUCUUAGGCUCUCACCAUGUCGCCCACGAGAUCAUUGGAAAACAGGGUGCAUGGUUUAGUUCGCGUCCAAAGCUGCCAUUUAUGGACCGGAUGAUGCGAGGCCCCCUUCCAAUCAGCCUGCCAUAUGGGGAGGAAUGGAAAAACUACCGACGAUUCCAACAUUCGAUCCUCAAUAUCCAGACGAUCAAGUCAUAUAGAGCGGCUCAGGAUCUCGAGUCCAAGCAGGUUCUUUGGGAGAUGUUAGCAUCCGAUGAUUUCGAGAAAGCAUUGGCUCGAUAUGCGUACAGUUUGGGAUCUACCUUGAAUUACGGGCAAAGAAUCGCGGAUCAAGAUGCGACGGAGAUUAAAGACGCACAUGAAUUAUUUCACGAAUUGAUCGCUGAAUUGUUUUCGACUAAUCUACUAUUUGACUCCAUUCCAUCCAUCGGGCCCUAUUUGAAUUGGAUGGCCGGACGAAAAAAUGCCGGAGGCAAGGUUGCUAGUGGAGUGCAUAACCUUAUUACUGAAUACAUAAACAACGCUAUCGCAAACGGAGCACAGCAAAAUUGGGCCCAGAAGAUGCUCCACGAAGCCUCGUUACACUCGAGGGACCACGCCAGGGUAUGUGUGGAGUCGUUUGAAAUGUACAUAGGAGCCAGUUUGACGACCCAGACUUCACUGUGGAUAUUUGUGCUGGCCGCGCUUCUCCAUCCAGACGCAGUUUUGGUGGUACAGGAGGAGUUGGACUCGGUCAUUGGACAAGGCAGAUGUCCAUCGUUUGAGGACAUGCCCAACCUGCCCCACCUCAACUCUUUUGUUAAGGAGGUUCUUCGGUGGCGACCAAUCCUUCCCACCGGAAUCCCCUACUACUCUACAAAAGACAGCGAAUACGAAGGCUAUCGCAUUCCCAAGGGAAGCAUUGUGGUAGCCAGUCAAUCAGCAAUUAACAUGGACGAAGCAAUGUUCGAUGAACCUGAACUUUUCAAAGGAGACCGAUACAUGAAAAACCCGGAUUUACCCGAGCCCGCUUCCUUUGGAUAUGGACGAAGAGCGUGUCCUGGACAGCAUCUGGCUCGCGAGUCUUUAUUUCUUGUUAUUUCACGAUUACUCUGGGCAUACAACAUUGUGCCUCAUCCAGAAGACGGAACACUGAAUAUUGAUACGGUGCGAUCAAAAACAGGUUUCAUUUUCUUCUGGCCAUACCCAUUCCGGGCGAGGUUCCAAGUCCGCUCUCCAGAUCAUCAGGCCAUUAUUGAGCGUGACUUCCUGUGCAAAUCCUAG
Penicillium soppii is the source of this 1479-nucleotide messenger RNA. Its product is annotated as cytochrome P450. Bases 1 to 1479 code for a protein of 492 amino acids. The record is from RefSeq and is a predicted model, not a curated record. The transcript has a single exon. Gene Ontology annotation, molecular function: monooxygenase activity; oxidoreductase activity, acting on paired donors, with incorporation or reduction of molecular oxygen; heme binding. Lineage: Eukaryota; Fungi; Ascomycota; Eurotiomycetes; Eurotiales; Aspergillaceae.